This is a messenger RNA of Malaya genurostris, 1184 nucleotides long. It is a transcript of the gene PTPMT1, whose product is annotated as phosphatidylglycerophosphatase and protein-tyrosine phosphatase 1. The record is from RefSeq and is a predicted model, not a curated record. The transcript has 5 exons. The coding region runs from base 376 to 1047 and encodes 223 amino acids. Gene Ontology annotation, biological process: protein dephosphorylation. NCBI's taxonomy places the organism in Eukaryota, Metazoa, Arthropoda, Insecta, Diptera, Culicidae. Gene Ontology annotation, molecular function: phosphatidylinositol-4,5-bisphosphate 5-phosphatase activity; protein tyrosine/serine/threonine phosphatase activity; phosphatidylglycerophosphatase activity.
UGAGGUGUCGGAGUUGACGUUUUAUAUGGUGCAUGUUUACAUCAUACACAGUUCCCUGAUUUUGGGGGCGGAUUUUUACUUUGUGUUCAGAUUAAAUGUACAGUUAGGUUUGAAAACUCUAGAUAGCAGCAAAUAUUCAAUUAUAACAAGAAGCGGUUCAAAGACAAUGAACAGAUCAACCAAUGUUGUGGAGUUUAUGAUCAUUUAAGCAUAGAAUUACGAAUUCUGACAGAAGCCGCUCGCGAUCAACUUCCAUAAGCACUACACCUGGUCAAACCAGGUCGAAAGAGAGGAACUCCACACAAGCAGCGAUAGAGCCGCCGCGUGCAAGCACUCUUCAAGCGUCUUCAGUCAUUCGCACUCAGUUCGCUCAGGAUGAUGCGACAACAACGGAACAAUCAACAACUGCGUCAGGCAAUGUUCGCUCGGGUCACGUUUUAUCCGACACUGUUCUACAACGUGUUUAUGGAAAAGGUGACCAAACGAAAUUGGUACGAUAGGAUAGAUGAAAACAUGAUCCUAGGGGCGCUACCGUUUCGCUCGGUAGCGCCAGAAAUGAUUCGGGAAGAGAACAUCAAAGCCGUAGUUUCUAUGAACGAAGACUACGAACUGUGGGUGUUCUCGAACAAUCGGGACAAAUGGGCCAAACUGGGGGUAGAAUUUCUCCAGUUGGCUACUACCGACAUCUUUGAGGCUCCAUGUCAGGACAAACUGUGGAGUGGUGUAACAUUUAUCAACCGAUUUCUGCCUUUGGGAAGGCGAAUCAAAACACUGAACGCUUCCGACAACGACGACAGCUUCCGGGAGGAUCGCGUCGGUACUGUCUAUGUUCACUGCAAAGCUGGACGAACCCGAAGCGCAACGCUAGUUGGAUGCUAUCUGAUGAUGCGAAACGGCUGGAGUCCGGAACAAGCGGUAGAACACAUGCGUGCCUGUCGACCACACGUACUACUAGGUAGCAAACAGUGGGAAGCUCUGAGGAUAUUCCAUAAUACUCGAAUAGCAUCCGCAGCGCCGACCGGUCAAGGGCCACCGAGUACGAACUGAUGCAAAUAAGGACCAUUCAACUGUAAAUAGACAUUAGAUGCAAAGCCGGGCAACAGUCGAACAAAUGAAUCGUUUUCAAAGAAUUAUGCUUUCAAGUUUAGCUCUAUAUUUUAAUAAGAAAUAGCUUUUUUCUGUUA